AUGGCAAAAUAUUAUUCGAAUGUAAUUAUUAUUUGUUUUAUACUAUUUUUAAUUGUCAACUUAUUUACUUAUUGGUACUAUAUUUUAUCAUUUUCUAAACGACUACGAUUAUCGAAAAUAUUAAUUUAUUCUGGUAUUAUGAUCAAUUCAUUUAAUCCAUCUCGUGUUUAUCUUACUUUUAAUACCCAUAUUAUGGAUUCAAAUAUUUUAUCUAUUAUUGAUAAUAAUGCUAUUCUUGUACAAUUAUCUAAACCAUUACAAACAUCAACUAUUACAAUGAUAUUAUCAGAUGGAUUUCAUCAUUUAGAUGUUGUACUUCUUGAUGAAAUACAAAAUAUUGAAUAUUAUCAAUCAGUUGACAUUGCAUCGGGUACUCAAUCUUUAAAAGUUACUGUUUUAGAUCAACAACAUAAACCUGUUGAAAAUAUAUCAGUUCAUUUAGAAUUAGUCGAUUAUUCACAUAUCACUCUUGAAUAUUAUACGAAUUAUUUUGGUGAAGUUAUUUUUCAUUAUUUACCAAAACAUACUCAAAUACAUAUAGAAGCGAUUUGUAUGAACUCGAAACGUCAUGCAUUUGCUGAAAUAGUUAUUCAUCACUAUCAAAAUAUCACUCUAAUAUUACAAGAUAUGAGUGUAUUGCAUUAUGAUGAAUAUAGUCCAAUGGAUAAAGGAUAUUAUGCUGUUUAA
Molecule: messenger RNA, 687 nt
Organism: Rotaria sp. Silwood1
Lineage: Eukaryota; Metazoa; Rotifera; Eurotatoria; Philodinida; Philodinidae
Source: the annotation of a GenBank genome assembly